Molecule: messenger RNA, 1161 nt
Organism: Camelina sativa (false flax)
Lineage: Eukaryota; Viridiplantae; Streptophyta; Magnoliopsida; Brassicales; Brassicaceae
Product: 14-3-3-like protein G-BOX factor 14 kappa
Source: RefSeq, a predicted model, not a curated record
AAAAAUUUCCUCCGAUUUCAAAAUUUUUUUCCGGUGAAAUCGAAAGACCAAAAAAAAAAAAAAAAAGAAUCUGAGAUCUUUCUUCUUCAUCUCUAAUGGCGACAACGUUAAGCAGAGAUCAAUACGUAUACAUGGCGAAGCUUGCCGAACAAGCCGAGCGUUACGAAGAGAUGGUUCAGUUCAUGGAACAGCUCGUAAGUGGAGCGACACCAGCCGGUGAACUAACCGUUGAAGAGAGGAACCUUCUCUCUGUUGCUUACAAGAACGUGAUUGGAUCUCUCCGUGCCGCAUGGAGAAUUGUGUCUUCGAUCGAGCAGAAGGAAGAGAGUAGGAAGAACGAAGAACACGUGUCGCUCGUUAAGGAUUACAGAUCUAAGGUUGAGACUGAGCUUUCUACGAUCUGUUCAGGAAUCCUUAGGUUGCUUGAUUCGCAUCUUGUUCCUUCUGCUACUACUAGUGAGUCUAAGGUCUUUUACCUCAAGAUGAAAGGUGAUUACCAUCGUUAUCUCGCUGAGUUCAAAUCUGGUGAUGAGAGGAAGACUGCUGCUGAAGAUACUAUGAUCGCUUACAAAGCUGCUCAGGAUGUUGCAAUUGCUGAUCUAGCACCUACACAUCCGAUCAGGCUGGGUCUGGCUCUGAAUUUCUCAGUGUUUUACUACGAGAUUCUCAACUCUUCUGAGAAAGCUUGUAGCAUGGCCAAACAGGCUUUUGAAGAAGCCAUUGCUGAGCUGGACACAUUGGGAGAGGAGUCAUACAAAGACAGUACUCUCAUCAUGCAGUUGCUUAGGGACAAUCUAACCCUUUGGACCUCCGAUAUGCAGGAGCAGAUGGAUGAGGCCUGAAGGGCCUAAUGGAAGAAAAGACGGUUAUGUAAUGUUCCUGCAACCAUAACCGAAAAAUCGAGUUCAAACCCUAAAACCCCCCUUUUCUGUAAAACUUGUCGAAAAAAAAAAGUUUGUUUCUUUUAUGACAGUUUAUGUGCACAGCUUUGGUGUUAUCUGCUGCUCUGUUCCAACUCUGUUUCUUUUCUUUCUUUUUUUUCUAAUUUAUCCUCCCUCAUCUUUGCUUCUUUUUCUCAAAAUUUAUAUAUUUCAGACGAAUAACACUAUAACACUGUCCCAAAUCUUAGCUUGGAUUGUGAGUUCCUCCAGAUUGAUGAAA